UAUACCUGACACAGGAGCGGGGCAAGUAGCACGGGCUAUGGUAAGCCCGUAGUGGACUUAUCUGGCACCGGAGCUUGCUACUCACACUUUUCAGACAUUUAAGAAGAGCAAGUGACGUGGUCAAGGAUGAGGUGGAACGUGCCCAAAAGUGUGGUCCGGGUCAGUGUGUUUGGCUCGAUGGUGGGAGGUGUCAUAUUGUUCAAGGAAUUUCUUGGAGGCAGUAAAUAUAAUGGAACAGAGAGCCUACAGGGGAAGACGGUCAUCAUUACAGGAGCAAACACUGGUAUUGGGAGAGAGACUGCCUUGGAGAUGGCCAUGCGGCGAGCCAGAGUCAUUAUGGCAUGCAGGGACAUGAAGAAGUGUCAAGAGGCAAGGAAAGAUAUUGCGCUGGCUUCUCGAAAUAAAUACGUAUUUUGCCAGGAGUGUGACUUAGCCUCACAAGAAUCAAUCAGGAACUUUGCAAAGAGGGUGAAUGAGAAAGAGGAACGCAUUGAUAUAUUAAUCAACAAUGCUGGAGUGAUGCGAUGUAAAAAGUCUUUCACCAAAGAAGGUAUUGAGCUGCAACUCGGGACGAAUCAUAUUGGACACUUCCUUCUUACAAAUCUUCUUCUUGACAAGAUCAAGGCUUCAGCACCAAGUCGUAUUGUAAAUGUGUCGAGUGUUGCACACGAGCGUGGAGUUAUAAACUUCAGUGACCUGAACAGCGAUAAAACGUAUGAUGAAGGAGAAGCAUAUGCUCAGAGCAAGCUAGCCAAUAUCUUGUUCACCAAAGAACUGGCAGAAAGAUUAGAAGGAAGUGGAGUGACAUGUAAUGCUGUUCAUCCUGGGAUUGUUUUUACUGAAUUAGGAAGGCAUAUGAGUAUAAACAAUAGCUGGACAGCCAAAAUAUUCCUUUACCCGCUACUGUGGCUGUUUCUGAAGACGCCUCGCCAGGGAGCCCAGACAACCAUAUAUGUCUCACUGAACUCUGAGCUGGAAGGAGUUUCUGGAAAGUACUUUAGUAACCAAGUUGAAGGCAAAGUAUCAGAGGGUGCACAGGAUAAAGUUGCAGCCAAGAGACUUUGGGCUGUGAGUGAGCAUUGGACUGGAUUAACGUGAGGUGUAGGUUUCAUAUAAGACAAUAUCAUGAAGUAUGUCAAGUGUUGAAUAUAGUCACAGAAUUUGGAGUAAAUAAGAUGGUUUGGCAAGAUUAGUACAGAAAUAAUGUGUAAUGCCCGUAUUUGUGUGUAGCAUAUAGUGCUGAUGACAGUUUCUUUGGUGAGUUGUAUAUACUUUAUUCACUGUGUGUGUAUUUUUAGCUGUGCAGCAUUGUGAAUAGGCAAGAAUGGAUUUUAGUGUAUGAAGCUGUAAUAUUUAUGGAGAAUGAAUUACAAAUGUAAUGGCAGACAUUUUAUUUAUACCACACUGGAGUACAGACAAGCUUAGUCAUACAUAAUCACGAUAUAAAAAAAGAAACAGACCUUACAAUAAGAGACGAGCCGGGGACGGACACAAUGACCAAUACUGCAAGUUUAUCUUAAUGCUACCAUACUGGGUGUCUAUAAUGAAAUUGUUUCUUACAAAAGAAGCUAUUAGUAAAUUACAUGUCAAAUGAACAGAUAAUGUUCUGAAAGUAUAUGGUAAAUAAAGGCAAAAAUAAAUUAGUCACUUUAUGAGAGAGGUUAUAAAACCAAUAAAUAUAAUGUUGCAGUUGGUGUGUACGUCAGGAUAUUGUAGGAAAUGGUGUAAAAUCAUGUAUUUGUGUUAAAGCACUAAAUAUGGAAUAUAUGUAGCACAGCCUCCAGUUAGUAAAUUACGAUCAGAUCCAAAUAUAUAUACAACGUUUUAGGAAGCAAGAGGCAUGUUUGAUGGUACAUGUGUGUCCGUCCUCCUCUGAACCAUGUGGUUCACAAUAGACCUUUGCCAAAAAGGUCAUGUGCAAAAAAAAUUUUGCAAGCCAUACAGGAAAUUCAUUGAUGGCACUUGAGCAUUAGUUAAUGAAUGUAUUGAUUGAAAUAUUGUUUUAGUGAGGAUGUUAAAAAAAAAAAAAGGAGAUAAUUAAAUUUGAACCUUUUUAUGUAGUGUACAGUGCUACCAGAAAGUCUACAUUAGGUUUCAUUUGAUAUAUAUUAUUGAAGCACAGUGCCAUUUCAGAAUUUGUUACUCGUUUGUCACAUUUGAUGCAAGAAACUCUAGGCGAGUUGUAGAGGAAGAUGAGGAGAUUGGUUUAGUGAACCAUAACAUUGGUUUGGUCCAGAUAAGUUUGUUUUGUAAUACAUGUCUGUCUUACAAGCAUCACAGGUGGUUAUCAUGUUUAUGUUCUGUGUUGAUCCUCUUGACCCACUAUACAUGUGAGUCACAUUAUACACAAAUGUCAUUCAUGAGUUGUACAGUUUGGUUAAAUAAUAGUGAAAGAUAAUCGAUAAAUGUGUAUGAAGAAAUAGUGUAGCAUAUAGACUGGAAAGUGUAAAUGGUUACUUAUGGUAGUGUAAUGAUUUAGUCAAUAAAUAGAAUGUUCCAUAAUUGAAAGAUAGUUAAUGGUUUGCUUAAAACAAUGCCAUAUUAAUGAAUAUGAAUAACGCUUCAUUAUACUAUGGAAUUUAACAUUAUAUAAUUAAGCGGUAGCAUUUUCAAUAAGGUAACAAGUGGUAGUUGUAAUCAUGGGUUUGAAAAGAAAUAUUAGACUACUAGUGAGUUGAUAUUAAUGACUCGUACAGUUGAUGUAGAAUAAAGUACCUUGUACAUAAGGCUAUGAUUUGCACAACAAAUAGAGGGAGAGAAACCUUUCACGCAUACUGCACAAUGGAAUUGUAAAAAAUAUGUUCAAUUGAGGACUGAACCAUUUUGGUGUCUGUAAUAUAUAGUAGUACUGUAUUAUCGUGUAUGUUUACAGUAGACCAGGUAAAACCGUAAUUGCGGUGUGUUUUGUAGGUCCUACACACGUCUGUAUCCAUGUAAGCACUUUUAGUUAUAGUAGAUAUAAAAGUUCGUCAGCAGUUGAUUGCAAUAGCACAGUAUGUGUGUUAUAGAUUACCGAAUUGAGGGAUUUUAAAGGUGUUCAAAUAGACAAGUUCGACUUGAUUCGAAAGAGCUUGAAUAUGGUUUAGAAUUGUAUUGGAUGGUCAAAU
Molecule: messenger RNA, 3107 nt
Organism: Procambarus clarkii (red swamp crayfish)
Lineage: Eukaryota; Metazoa; Arthropoda; Malacostraca; Decapoda; Cambaridae
Product: retinol dehydrogenase 13
Source: RefSeq, a predicted model, not a curated record